Dibothriocephalus latus is the source of this 279-nucleotide messenger RNA. Lineage: Eukaryota; Metazoa; Platyhelminthes; Cestoda; Diphyllobothriidea; Diphyllobothriidae. The record is from the annotation of a GenBank genome assembly.
AUGUGCCACCGAAAUCCUCUCGACGAUAGACCCUUCGAGUUUUUCAUCCUGGCAACCAUUCUGGCCAAUUGCAUAGCUCUGGCAAUCAAUCACCCAUAUCCCCAGGGCGACUUCAACGCAACGAAUUUGGCUUUGGAAAAAACCGAACUCUUCUUCCUUAUCAUCUUUACCAUGGAGUCUCUGUUGAAGAUCAUCGCUUAUGGCUUUGUCCUUCAUCCGGAUGCAUAUCUGCGGAACUUUUGGAACGUCCUAGAUUUCUCCAUUGUGGUAAUCGGGUAA